CAGUGAGAUUUGUAAACAUCGAAGCAUGGAUAACUUGAUAUACAUAAUUUCAUUGUAUGUAUAUUUUACAAUGUAUUUACAAUUUAAGAAAUCAAUGACUUACCUUUAAAGGAAAUAAUUAAAAAUGUACAGCUGCAAGAUUUCAAUGUGGAUUUCUAUGAUAAAUAAAACUUAAGGUUAUGACGUGAAAGAUAAAUAUAUCGUUACCUUCGUGCUAAUAGUAUGAAGUCUCAUAUAUCUUGGCUGUACAUUAUUUUGGUAUUACUACUUAUCUUUGCGAAUAAAACAAGUAAUCACCAGUUAAACUGUUCGUUAGAAGAAGAACAGACUCGUCAUAACUCAGCACAUAAUAAGUCACAAACAUAUGAUACCUACUCGAUAUCAUCAUGUGAUUUACAUCAUAAUAUCCACGAAGUUAAAGUUCAAUUUUCAUCUAGAAUUGUUAAAAAUGAAUAUAUUGUAGCAUUCAAAGGCUACUACAAACCUCAUACUCGUAGAAAUUAUAUAUGUGCUGCAUUGAAUUCAUCUGGGAUUAAUAAUUGGAAAUUACUUGCUCGAAAUAAUUUGGCAAGUAAUUUUCCUAGUGAUUUUGAUGUAGUUCUCUUAGAAGAAACUGAUAAUUAUCAUGGACUCAAUGCUUUAAUGGAUCAUCCACUUAUAAAAAGAGUAACACCUCAAAGACUAGUGCAUAGAAGUUUAAAAUAUAUUAAUAUCACAGAAGAAGGAGAACUUCCUGAAUAUAAAGGAUUCAAAAGGAAAAUUAAUACUUAUGGUAAUCAUUUCUGGCAACCAAUAAAUCGACAUGCAUCUCGUAGGUUACUACGUGCUAUUCCAAGACAAAUUACGAGUAUACUUCAAGCAGAUGCAUUAUGGGGCAUGGGUGUAACGGGUCAUGGUAUUAAGGUAGCAAUAUUUGAUACUGGAUUAGCUGCUAGCCAUCCGCACUUCAAAAAAAUUAAAGAACGUUCGAAUUGGACAAAUGAAAAAACUUUAGAAGAUGGUUUAGGUCAUGGAACAUUUGUUGCUGGUGUUAUAGCUUCAUCUUCCAGAGAAUGUCUUGGAUUUGCACCAGAUGCCGAAUUGCAUAUUUUUCGUGUCUUCACUAAUGCUCAAGUAUCAUAUACAUCAUGGUUUCUUGAUGCAUUCAAUUAUGCUAUACUAACUAAAGUUACAGUACUAAAUCUCAGUAUUGGUGGUCCAGACUUUAUGGAUCAUCCAUUUGUUGAUAAAGUUUGGGAACUUACAGCAAAUGGUGUAAUUAUGGUGUCUGCGAUUGGAAAUGAUGGUCCUCUUUAUGGAACAUUAAAUAAUCCUGCUGACCAAAUGGAUGUCAUUGGUGUAGGAGGUAUAAAUUGGGAAGAUCAAAUUGCUAAAUUUUCAUCAAGAGGUAUGACAACGUGGGAAUUACCAUCUGGUUAUGGAAGAGUAAAACCUGAUUUAGUUACAUAUGGAUCAGGCGUGAGAGGUUCGGCAUUGCAGACUGGUUGCAGAACACUCUCUGGUACUUCUGUUGCUAGUCCUGUUGUAGCUGGUGCUGUAGCACUUUUAGCAAGUGGUUUUGUCCAACCAGAUGGAUCUCAAAAUGUUAAAAGAAGGAAGGUAACACCGGCUAGUAUGAAACAAGCCUUACUCAGUUCCGCACGACGUUUACCAGGGGUUGGUAUGUUUGAACAAGGAGCAGGAAAAUUAGAUUUGUUGAGAGCGUUUCAUUUUUUAAGAUUAUACACGCCCAUGUGUACACUCAGUCCAAGUUAUAUAGAUCUGACUGAGUGCCAGUACAUGUGGCCAUAUUGUACUCAAGCUGUUUAUCAUACUGGUAUACCAACGAUCGUAAAUAUAACAAUAAUAAAUGGAUUGGGUGUUUCGGGUCAUAUUACGGAUCUUACUUGGCAUCCAUAUACUGGAAAUGGUAACGGCGAACGAAUUGAUAUAUCAUUAACGCACAGCGAUGUUCUAUGGCCAUGGUCUGGCUGGUUAGCAGUUUCUAUAACUGUUCCAUCGAGUUCUCGUGAUUGGCAGGGUAUAGCACAAGGUCACAUAUCUAUAACUAUAAAAUCACCACCAAGUGAUGGAGAAGAAGAAUCUCGUCAAUCAACGAUUGAGCUACCAUUAAAAGCCAAAGUUAUACCGACUCCACCUCGACACAAACGUAUUCUUUGGGAUCAGUACCAUAACUUACGUUAUCCUCCAGGAUAUUUUCCAAGGGAUGAUUUACAUGCAAAAAGUGAUCCUCUUGAUUGGAACGGUGAUCAUAUUCACACAAAUUUCAAAGAUAUGUAUCAGCAUUUACGCAAUGCUGGAUAUUAUCUCGAAGUACUUGGCUAUCCAUUUACCUGUUUUGAUGCUAAAAAUUAUGGAACAUUACUCGUCGUUGAUACAGAAGAAGAAUUCUUUCCUGAAGAAGUAGCAAAAUUAAAACAAGAUGUCGAAGAAGAUGGGCUUUCUGUAAUUAUCUUUGCAGAUUGGUAUAAUGUUACUGUCAUGCGAAAGGUAAAAUUUUAUGAUGAAAAUACACGACAAUGGUGGGUUCCUGAUACUGGAGGUGCAAAUAUACCAGCUUUAAACGACCUCUUAUAUCCUAACUGGGGAAUAGCAUUUAGUGAUCAAGUACAAGAUGGUCAAUUUAGUCUUGGUCAACAUUCACCUGUAUCUUUUGCUUCUGGAUCAACUAUUGCUCGAUUUCCACAAGAUGGAGUUCUACUUUAUGCAAAAUUACGUGAUCAAGGUCAAGAAUUUCUUCUGGAAACGGAAACAGGAUCAUCAAAACUUGUACCAAUUCUUGGACUUCUACAAACUAAACGUUAUGAUAGUGCUAAGGAAAACUACAAUAUUAAAGAUAACGAUAUAAAAGAUUUUGAAGAAGAAUUUCCAGAGGAAAAUCAUGAGAAAGAACGUGUAAAUGAUAUGCCUGGUAGGCUUGUAGUAUAUGGAGAUUCAAAUUGCAUUGACGACAGUCAUUUACAAAAACCUUGUUUCUGGAUGCUCGAUGCCAUUUUAGAAUAUACCACUACAGGCCGUAUAGCAACUAUAUUUAUGAAUGAAAAUUCACAUUUAAAUAAAGAUCCAAAGGAACCAGAUCAUUUCGAAAAUAAUAUAUUACCUCAACGAAUAGAAGGUAGUAAUUUCAAACGCCAUAGCAAGGUAGUAGCAUCUGAAGGUACUGGAGCAGGUCGCUAUCGGCCACUACCAUCGUGUCCUACUAUUACGCUAGCUUUACCAAAACCAAUUAAUGAAUCUGCACCCACAAAUUUAUAUAAAUCUCAAAAAUUACUCUCUGUGGGAAGUGGAAUAAUGGCUGCAAAUCCAAUUCCACAAGAAGAUUCAUUGUGGCUUAAACGACAUAUUGGAGCAAGUGUUCCUUUCUUAUAUAAUAAUAAUUUAAAUGGAGUCGUUAAUAACAUAAAACAAAAUGAACAGGACCAUCAAGUGAUUGUGAAUCAAUGGUAUUAUAUAGUAAUAAUUAUUAUGGUAUGUGUGAUUCUUUGUUGUUUGCUGAAUCGAUGGAAUUGGCUAAUAUUCAGAAGACAUUCUAGAAGAAAACGAACAGUUGGUAAAUUACGUAGAGUUAUACAAGCUAUUGCUAUGCGCCAGGUGCCUCAAAUGUAAUCAAAUGCUUGUAAAGAAAUUUUAUAAAUAAUUUUAUAAAAUUUUGUUUAUAUAUUUUAUAUAGACAAUGUGGUAUAUUCUUUAGUCUAAUAACAUUUUACCACAUUUUUUGCAUAAAUUCAGAGACGGACGUAAAGAUUUGUGUGUGCCAAUUUACAUCUUCAACGAAUUUCGUAUAGAAAGACUAUUAGAAUGGUAUAAAACAUAUCCUAUCUGCUUUACCUGCCUUGACAGAUAUAAUUCUAAUCGGGCCAAAUUUUAGGGAAGUAUUGUAUACCUCAAUGAUUUAAUAUUUACAUGUUUUAUGUAACUACUAAAAGAAAACCGUUUAACAUUC
Vespula pensylvanica (western yellowjacket) is the source of this 3943-nucleotide messenger RNA. RefSeq names its product membrane-bound transcription factor site-1 protease (gene S1P). The record is from RefSeq and is a predicted model, not a curated record. Gene Ontology annotation, cellular component: Golgi apparatus. Bases 223 to 3606 code for a protein of 1127 amino acids. NCBI's taxonomy places the organism in Eukaryota, Metazoa, Arthropoda, Insecta, Hymenoptera, Vespidae. Gene Ontology annotation, biological process: proteolysis. Gene Ontology annotation, molecular function: serine-type endopeptidase activity. The transcript has 14 exons.